AUGGCCACUAACUACGAGUACAAUACCCCAGCUCCCGGAGUUUCCUACUUCACCCCACUCCAGGAUCCUCCCGCUGGAACGGCUGUGGUCCCUCAGCCAGAUGGGAAACCCAUCCCAAAGCUGUUCCAACCUCUGACUAUCAGAGGAGUGUCCUUCCAGAACAGGAUCUUCGUAUCUCCCAUGUGCCAAUAUUCCGCAAAGAAUGGCAUUGUCUCCCCAUGGCACUUGGCACACCUUGGCGGCAUAUUCACGCGUGGGCCAGGGCUCACCGUCAUCGAAGCAACUGCCGUCGUUCCGGAAGGACGCAUCUCACCAGAAGACGUAGGCAUCUGGUCAGACGACCACAUAAAGCCCUUGGCGUCCAUCGUCGAGUUUGCGCACUCGCAGAACCAGAAAAUCGCCGUCCAAAUAGCUCAUGCUGGACGUAAAGCGUCCACCCUCCCACCAUGGAAAAGUGGACCAGUUCUAGCAGUGAAAGAAGCCGAUGGCUGGCCCGACGACGUCUGGGGUCCCUCUACCACUCCUUUUGCAAAAUCCUACGCUGCACCGAAAGAGUUGACGAAAGAAGGGAUCAAGCGCGUUGUAAAGGCCUUCGCAGACGCUGCGCGACGUUCCAUCGCUGCAGGAUUCGACGUGAUCGAAAUCCACAACGCGCAUGGCUACCUCUUACAGUCGUUCCUUAGCCCCGUGAGUAACAAGCGCACAGAUGAAUACGGCGGAAGCUUUGAGAAUAGGACAAGGUUAACCCUGGAGGUCGUAGACGCAGUGAGAGCCACGAUACCCGCCAGCACACCUCUUUUCUUGCGGGUAUCCGCAACAGACUGGUUGGAGGAAAGCGCGCCCAACGAGGCGUCAUGGAGAACAGAAGAUACCGUUAGACUUGCACAUUUAUUGGCAGCUCACGGAGUCGACUUGCUGGAUGUCUCUACGGGCGGUAACGACCCCCGCCAGAGAAUCAAGUCGGGUCCAGGAUACCAAGUCCCAUUCGCCUCGGCCGUCAAGAAGUCUGUCGGAUCGAGCCUGUUCGUUGGGGCCGUUGGAGCCCUUCAUGACGCGACCGUUGCUCGAGACGUGUUGGAGAAUGGCGACGCGGACGUUGUGUUUGUUGGUCGGCAGUUCCAGAAGAACCCCGGACAGGUUUGGGAGAUGGCUGAUAGGCUUGGAGUGGAGAUUCAUGUGGCCAAUCAGAUUGGGUGGGGAUUCAAGGGGAGGGGGGCUAAAGCACUUGGGACAAAAUCUCAAUUAUAGACUAGAUAGACUAGAUAUCUACGGAAUUAUACGUUGAAUUAGAAUACAUGAACC
Molecule: messenger RNA, 1302 nt
Organism: Laccaria bicolor S238N-H82
Lineage: Eukaryota; Fungi; Basidiomycota; Agaricomycetes; Agaricales; Hydnangiaceae
Exons: 4
Coding region: 1-1248 (415 amino acids)
Cellular component (GO): intracellular anatomical structure
Molecular function (GO): FMN binding; NADP binding; NADPH dehydrogenase activity
Source: RefSeq, a predicted model, not a curated record